This is a messenger RNA of Branchiostoma belcheri (Belcher's lancelet), 2926 nucleotides long. Its product is annotated as inositol 1,4,5-trisphosphate receptor type 2-like. Bases 23 to 2926 code for a protein of 967 amino acids. The transcript has 23 exons. NCBI's taxonomy places the organism in Eukaryota, Metazoa, Chordata, Leptocardii, Amphioxiformes, Branchiostomatidae. Gene Ontology annotation, biological process: calcium ion transport. The record is from RefSeq and is a predicted model, not a curated record.
UCAGUACCUGAAGCAGGUGCAGAUGGCCCUUGCAGACAAAGGUGCGCUGCUGAAGAUCCUGCCGCUGAUAUCACGUGACAGUGAUGACCUGAUCGCAGAAGUUCUGGCUCUACUGGCCGCCAUGCUGUACGGAGGAAACGAGCAUGUUCAGGAUUGCCUGAUGGACUUCUUUCUCAACAGCAGGGAAGAGAUGCUGUUUUCUGCUUUCAAGUCAAGAAUGGAACUGUCCGCUGUCAUCACAACAGAAAGGCGUCUUCUUGAAGCGCAGCACAAGGCAGAGCUGCAGAAGGCUAUGGAGAUGGAGAAGGCCCUCAGCAGGGCGGUUAUCGACGGGAAAACAGCCAUGGCGGCUGUGAAGCGCCACGGCAGCACAGCGUCCAUGAUGUCCAUCAUGAGCGCUCGGGGACGGGGGAGAGUCAAAACGGGCAGGAAGAGAAUGCAGUCCAGUAAAUCCAGGAAGUCUGCAGCCACCAGCAGCAGACCUGAACAGGGCCGAAGCAGGGCUGCGUGGCCCACUCCGCCCGUGCUGAAAAAUCCUCAACAAGGGACAGAACCAGCCAACGGAGGCAUUGAGCUGAAGUCGGUGAAGCAGACAGCAGAAGCACUGAUGGCCAACCAGAGCAAACUGGGAGAGGCGUCAACCUCGGGCGACGAACCAACUGAAGUGGUCGUGGACAAUGCAGCGACUUCCGAGCACAAUGAUCUGCUAGAAGAGCUUGAGGAGCCCCUGGAUGAUGUUCUGUUUGAGGACGACGGAAACAUCGAGCUGGUCUUACGUGUGCUCGGUAUGAUGUGUGAUGCACAGCACACUGGAUUACAGGACUACAUCCGAGAACAGCCAGACAACAUGAAGUCGUUCAACCUGGUAGCGGAGACCACCCUGUACCUCCAGCUGCACUACUCCAACAUCAACGGCGGCAACAUCAGGCUGGUCACCAGCAUCUUCAACACCCUCUUCAACCUGGCAGUGGGAAACUCCAAGAAUCAGGCCAUCAUUUUUGACACCAAGGCAAUCGACUACAUCAACUUCAUCCUACGAGAAACCAAGUUCAAUGGAGCAGACCAACUUGCUGUUGUACAAUUGAAAACUUCCAUCGGGAACCUGCUGAAGGUUAUCAUUGAAGAGAACACGAACGAUGCAGCACUGGCAAAGGAAAUCAAAGAUCUGCUGGAUGAAGAUGCUGUAAACACAACAUUGGUCGACAGUUUCUUGGAACGGAAGAAAACAAUGGAUGAAACUCUGAAGAAAAGUUGGCAGCACCUCGGCUUUACUUUCUUCCACAUCAUCAAGCGGUUCCUGGACCUCGACAGCACACUCAACCCAAAAGAUUUUCAGAAGACAGAGGAUGCAAAGCAGGCAUGGGCGUUUUUCGAGGGCAACACGCUGUCUGUAGAAGUUAUCAAGGACAACGAGAUACAGAAGGUGCACUUCAGGAUUCGGAAGAAGGAUCUUCUGCGUAACGAGGUGAAGGAGAAGCUGAAGUGGAGCGUGGAUCGUUCGUCGCCUAGCAACAAGAUCCGCGACUUCAUUGAUUGGUCCAAGGACAUCCGCAGGGACAUUAACUACCAGGCCUGGGUCCGGUCCCACAAGCUGGCGGCGUUCUUCAUCGCACAUGAAGUGUUCUGGAACCGCGCCAUCAUUUUCCUGACCCUGGUCAUCAACAUCUUCAUGUUGUCCACGUGGAACGCACCAUGUCCUCAGCACUAUGGGACCAGAGCGAACGCCACGUGUGCGAGCCCGGAGCCGAAGACGCCCCACGGGAUCCUGUGGAGCGCGGACAACGGGCCUUACGAGGUGACGAUCUACGUGCUGGGCGGGAUCCACAACAUCCUGUCCUUCUGCCUCAUGAUCAGCUUCUUCCUGUCCAACAGGCUCAGGCUUCCGGACUGGAACAACACCAAGGCAUGGUUCAGCAAAAACUUUCUGGGCAUAGAGAUCCUGAAUGCACAGAAGCAGAGGGUCUCCAAGCUCGAGAUACAAGUGUUCAGUCUGAAGACUCUGUACUAUGUGGCGUACCUGAUAUUCUCCAUCCUGGGGACUGUGUUCUACGGUUACUUCUUCUGCUUCCACCUGAUCCACAUCGCCGUGAAGAACCAGCUACUCAUCAGGGUCAUCUCAUCCGUCACACUUAACGGGAGGUCGCUGUUGUGGGUAUGCGUCCUGGCCAUCAUCUUCAUCUACAUCUACGCAGUGAUCGGGUUUGCCUUCUUCAGGGGCCACUUUAACGAAGAGAAAGGCCAGUUCUGCGAGUCACUGGGGCAGUGCUUCGUCUCCACCAUGCGGUAUGGCCUCAUGGAAAACCUCCAUAAACCCCUCAUCCCGCCAUCUUGGGUUACUUUCGAGGACUAUGCCAUCAAACUACUUUGGGACCUGACAUUCUGGGUCAUAGUCACCACGAUCGGCCUCCGCAUUGUCUUUGGCAUGAUCGUGGACGCCUUUGUGGCCCUUAGGAACAAGAAGUGGCAAGCUGACUUUGACAUGGCAAACAUCUGUUUCAUCUGUGGAAGGACCAACUACGACUUCGAGCGAUUUGGAAAGGGGUUCCGCCGGCAUGUGAAGAACGAACACAACAUGUGGUCCUACCUGUUCUUCUUCAUCCACCUGGACGAAACCAACGAGACCCAGUACACCGCCAUCGAGUUCCACGUCGCUAAACUGAUGAAAAACGAAGCGUACGAGUUUUUCCCUGUGAACCGUGCCUUGAGCCUGGACAACAAAAAGGACGCUUACGACUCCAAACUGGACAACCUGGUCCUACAGGUGGAUCAGCUAGUCAAGAGGCAGAAGGAGGAGGAUGCGCAGAAGCGUCGUCAGGAGGAGAAGAUGAAGCAGCGGGAGUGGGAGGAGAAGCACCGGGCGGACUCAGCUCACACCCCGGCACUCACCAUCAAGUCCGGCUCACCCGGGGAGGACACUGAUCUCUAG